UGGGGAGGAGAUGAGCCACUUGGCUUUGGCAGGCAAUCGGAUUGUGGCGGCAACAGACACAGGGCAUAAGUCCCGACUCCCAAGAGCUGUGUGGGCAGAGCCUUUCCAACAGAGUGUGGGUUGAGAGGAGAAGGUCGAUACGCAUUUCAGAAUCGAGUAAGGCGGUGGCCAGUCAGUGAAGGAUUCGAUCGAUACCUGGCCGGAAUCUACACUAUGUGACGAGCCGGGGCCGAAUCUCUCCUCUACGGCUGCAACAUAUCUCGUCCCUCUCCACCGGAGUUUGUGCGACCAUGCAGCGCAAAAGGUGGCAGGCCGCAGGAUAGACUCUUUACACCAGGACAGCCUCCUCAAUUCGGUCUGAGCUGCAGAUGUUUACUUGGAUUGCCAUCUUCCGCCUCCAGUCCUCUCGAGGCGGCUUGAUCACUAACUUUCACGAGCUUGACUGAAGCGCACUACGUCAGUCUCAAAGCUUACAACAUGUCAUCCAUCCACCAUUCUCCAGUAUGCCAUUACUCUCUUAUGAGUUGUGCUCGUAUCACUCCGUACACAUCGAUAGAACGAGCAUCGAAAAAGGGAGCAUCAGGUCAACACAUGCAACAUGACACACCAUCCUCGUUCUUCACCCCACCACCUUCGCUACCUGUCACUGCGGCUUCUCAUGCCGUCCCCAUUCUCUUGGACAACCCUACACAAUACCUUAUCCUGGGCCUGGGAUGGGCCGGCAACACUGAAGACAACCACAACUACGAUGGUAAGGGGGGGGGGGUGAGAAAAUGGGCUUUUUUCUCUUUUUUCUUCUUCCUCAGUCUGCGGUGGGGGAGACAGAGAGCGAGCAGGGAGACGAGUUACGUACCUCGAACAGAGAGGCAGAGUGGGAGAAGAAGAGACAGUGAGAAGAAAAGGUGUGUGCCCCAGAAGCGGCCAGCUCGGAGCCAAGGGGGGAGGGGACCCCGGCGACCAUGGGCCUGCAGUAGGCCCGCAUCCCUUUUUUUGCCUUCGGGUGCGGAUGCUCUCCCACCCCUGCCGGAGGUUUGGUUCUUGGCAAAGACUUUCUCGGGCGACACCCCUUUCCCCUUCCCUUUCCACUCGCAGUAGCCCUUGUCCCUGAAGGCGAAGGUCUUUCGCUAGUAAUGGCUUUGCAGACAGACAGCUUCAAGGUCUCUUUCCGCGGAGGUCCUCCUCUGUAAGCCCUGGCCGUACGGAUACUUAUUCUCCUCUCGUUUUCCCCCUCUCACUCUCUCGGUGUCCGGAGUUCCAACACUGUACCUACAGGCUACGGAUACUGCGUCUGCUGCAGCUGCUGUUGUGCGCUGAAGAAGUGAGAGAUUGAGUACGUGUAGGUGGGC
This is a messenger RNA of Colletotrichum acutatum, 1346 nucleotides long. RefSeq lists its product as uncharacterized. Bases 478 to 1095 code for a protein of 205 amino acids. NCBI's taxonomy places the organism in Eukaryota, Fungi, Ascomycota, Sordariomycetes, Glomerellales, Glomerellaceae. The record is from RefSeq and is a predicted model, not a curated record. The transcript has a single exon.